Lathyrus oleraceus (garden pea) is the source of this 816-nucleotide messenger RNA. RefSeq lists its product as uncharacterized. The transcript has 2 exons. The coding region runs from base 1 to 816 and encodes 271 amino acids. NCBI's taxonomy places the organism in Eukaryota, Viridiplantae, Streptophyta, Magnoliopsida, Fabales, Fabaceae. The record is from RefSeq and is a predicted model, not a curated record.
AUGGGGGUAAGAUUAGAACAACAGCCAGUUCAACAGGAAGUCCCUGAAGAACAACCUAGGAGAGUAAUGAUGGUUAAUAGAGACCAGGAUGCAGACGAAGUAAUUCAUAGGGUUAGGCAAGAAAACAUGAUGGAAAAUAACUUAACUACUAUGAUAGAGAGAAUCAUGGCCCAGAAUGGUCUGAAUACAGGACUUCGACGGCCAAAUUAUACCUCUCCUUUAUCAGAAUACGUCCUACAAACUGAAUUAUCAAGGGGUUGUAAAAUCCCUAAGUUCACCAAAUUCUCAGGGGACACUAGUGAAUCCACUAUGGAACACAUAGCCAGAUACAUGACUGAGGCAGGGGAUUUGGUGAACAAUGAGAACCUAAGAAUGAAAUAUUUCCCCAGUUCUUUAACGAAGAAUUCCUUCACGUGGUUUACAACUUUGCCACCAAAUUCCAUAGAUACUUGGAUAUGUUCCAUAGCCAAUAUUAAAAGAAAAUUCACUGAACCUAUAGAUGAUUAUUUGAAUAGGUUCCACAGGAUUCGACAGGUCGAACGUUUAAAAGCUGAAAAGGCCAGAGCGAAUAAGAAUUAUAAGAAAGAAAGGGUUGCUUAUGUCGAAGUCGAAUAUGAGGAGUCUGAAAUCUCUAAUGACCCUUAUGGUCUCGAGGAAUUCGAAGUAGAUUUGGCUGAAUUAAAAGAAGCACCACCUUAUGCUUGUAAAUUACUUACACCUUCGAAUGGCAGGAACCCUGUCGAAACUGAAAAGAAUGAUAGAUUUCCUAAAAAGACUUACACAUUUUAUGUAUUACUUACAUCUUCGAUUUAUUAG